AUGGGAAUCCAACACUCUCGACUUUUGGCAGCAACUAACAUUCAAAACUACCACCGACUGGGAAGAAAGAAAGAAGAGGAGAAAGAAGAGGAGAAAGCUCCUAAUGAAGAAUCUUGUGAUGAAUCUCCAGAGCCAAACCCCCAUCCUCAGAAGAAGACAAAAAACAAGAGGGUCUCUUCCCAAAGAUCCCUUGUUAAGUCAGCUAAAAAAGAUUCUUCAAGUACUCCAACUGCCAAACUUCAGUCGAAGGAUACAGAGAGUGGGAAAUCUAGUUUUAAUACUGAGAUUCCUGAGAAACAAUUAGAUGUCGAAGGAAAACCUAUAGAUAAAAACAAACCAAAACCUGAUAGUGGUUCUGCUCUCAAAACUGUCAGCUCGACGUCCACUUCUCCGAAGGAUUCGACAAAAGGAUCAACAAUGGAGAUGGCGCAGACAAAAAUUAAUCCUGAACCUGAGAAAACUCUGGAAGAGACAGUCCACGAAGAAGAAAUCCCCAAAAAUGAUCAUGACAGGCAGACUGUAGCAGAAUUCGACGCUACAAUGAGUGAAGCUUCUGAAGACGAUUCUCCUCCUCAUCCAGGAUUAAAUGCUGCAAAUAAGGGCGAUGACACUGACAUGGAAACUGGGGUCGAAGAUGACCAUGAAGAAGAAACUGCUAAAGAUGAGGAUGACCAGUCGAAACAACCGGAUGCUGGGCAAACUUUAGGGCGAAGCACUCAACCCGCUCCUGACCAGACCAAAGGAAGUUCCGUAUCAACUGGUUCGACUGGUUUCUCUCGCGAAGAGCUUGAGAGUCUCAAGGUGCAGAGACCUUUAGAAUAUCUGAAGGCCAUGCUUAGCGCUCGUCACAAUUUCCAAGAUUCUUCGCAAAGCAGUUCGACUACCUCUGGGGCCACUUCUGAAGCGCAAUCUCUUGACAACAUUUUGACCAAGAUUAAGACGAAAAUCCUUGAUGUUGAUUUGUUCAAAGUUUUAGAAGAAAACGCCCUUGCUCAUAUUGAACUCAAGAAGAUUUUGAAAUAA
This is a messenger RNA of Lathyrus oleraceus (garden pea), 1023 nucleotides long. RefSeq lists its product as uncharacterized. Lineage: Eukaryota; Viridiplantae; Streptophyta; Magnoliopsida; Fabales; Fabaceae. The transcript is spliced from 2 exons. The record is from RefSeq and is a predicted model, not a curated record. The coding region runs from base 1 to 1023 and encodes 340 amino acids.